Molecule: messenger RNA, 2186 nt
Organism: Chenopodium quinoa (quinoa)
Lineage: Eukaryota; Viridiplantae; Streptophyta; Magnoliopsida; Caryophyllales; Amaranthaceae
Product: threonylcarbamoyladenosine tRNA methylthiotransferase-like
Exons: 11
Coding region: 189-2042 (617 amino acids)
Biological process (GO): tRNA methylthiolation
Cellular component (GO): endoplasmic reticulum
Molecular function (GO): tRNA (N(6)-L-threonylcarbamoyladenosine(37)-C(2))-methylthiotransferase activity; 4 iron, 4 sulfur cluster binding
Source: RefSeq, a predicted model, not a curated record
AUUAAAAAGUUAUUUUUUGAAAAAAAAAAAUAAUGGUGAAAGAAUAAGCAAAAGUGGAAGUGGAAUCCUGCAAUUAGUUAAGUUUGGUCCAGUAAAACCAAACAGAGCUCAACAACAAAACCUCCAUUGAAGCAUCAAAACCUCUGCUCUCUUUCUCUCUUCUCGACUUGCCUCCAUUGCAUUGAAUAAUGGAAGACAUCGAAGAUUUAUUGGUCGGAGAUGGAGGCGUUGCUCCUGGGUUUCGAUUGCCCCUUUCUUCAGUUGGGUUAAACCCUAAGAAAAAACCCAUCAAAUCUAAAUCAUCUUUUCUUCAAGACCCUCUUCAAUCCAUUAAAAUUCCUGGAACCCAGAUAAUUUACAUCAAAACUUUUGGGUGUUCUCAUAAUCAGAGUGACAGUGAGUACAUGGCGGGUCAGCUGUCAGCCUAUGGGUAUACCUUAACCGACAAUCCUGAGGAAGCUGACUUGUGGCUGAUUAAUACGUGCACUGUUAAAUCACCUAGUCAAUCUGCCAUGGAUACUAUAAUUUCAAAAGGUAAGGGUGCGAAAAAACCUUUGGUUGUGGCAGGGUGUGUGCCACAAGGAAGCCGGAACAUAAAGGAGCUUGAAGGAGUUAGUAUAGUUGGUGUGCAACAAAUUGAUCGUGUUGUGGAAGUUGUUGAAGAGACCUUGAAAGGCCAUGAGGUGCGGCUUUUAAAUAGGAAAACAUUGCCUGCGCUUGAUCUCCCAAAGGUGAGGAAGAACAAAUUUGUUGAGAUUCUUCCUAUUAAUGUUGGCUGUUUAGGUGCUUGUACUUAUUGCAAGACAAAGCAUGCACGUGGUCAUUUAGGAAGCUAUACGGUGGACAGCCUUGUUCAGCGUGUAAAAACUGUCAUAGCUGAGGGAGUUAGGGAGAUAUGGUUAAGCAGUGAAGAUACUGGAGCAUAUGGCCGUGACAUUGGAGUUAAUCUUCCUAUUCUUUUGAAUGCGAUGAUUGUGGAGCUCCCCUCCACUGGAAGUACAAUGCUUCGUGUUGGGAUGACUAAUCCACCUUAUAUUCUUGAACACCUGAAAGAAAUAGCUGAAGUACUGUGUCAUCCUUCUGUGUACUCCUUUCUUCACGUUCCUGUUCAAUCUGGGAGCAAUGCGGUCUUAACUGCUAUGAAUCGAGAAUACACUGUAGAAGAGUUCAGAACUGUGGUGGAUACAUUGACCAAACUGGUCCCUGGGAUGCAGAUUGCAACUGAUAUUAUAUGUGGUUUUCCUGGUGAAACUGAUGAUGACUUUGCUCAGACUGUUCAGCUUAUCAAGGACUAUAAGCUUGCUCAAGUUCAUAUUUCACAAUUCUACCCUCGACCUGGUACUCCUGCUGCGAGGAUGAAGAAAGUUCCAAGUGCUAUAGUAAAGAAGCGGAGUCGUGAAUUAACUGCUGUAUUUGAAUCUUUCACUCCAUAUAACGGAAUGGAAGGGCUGAUUGAGAGAAUAUGGAUAACUGAUGUAGCUGCGGAUGGAACUCACUUGGUGGGACACACCAAAGGAUACAUACAAGUAUUGGUCAAUGCUCCAGAAAGCCUUCUGGGUGCUUCAGCUACCGUAAGGAUCACUUCUGUCGGAAGAUGGUCAGUUUUCGGUGAAGUGAUCGAGGUUCUCAGUUACAAUGCUCAAGACAGAACUUUAAAUAAGGAUGAAUUGAGCUGUAGUAGAGUUUCUUCAUGUGAUGUUGGUGGUGAACCUUGUGCGUGCUCUAAAGAUCCAGGUUCAUGCUGUAGUGCAGUGCAGUGUGUUGAUACUUCAGAAGCGGCUGCUGUUCCCGUCAAUGGCAAGCAGGGAUCAGGUGAUCAAAAUUUUGACGGACUGAGGAAGCGAAACAGCGUUAUACUUGAGAGCUCCAAGAAUACAGUUUUUCAGGAACCUACUCUAAAGGAAGAGUCUAGCAAGGCAAGAGCGAGCACGGUGCAGUGGAAUAUUGUUGAUAAAUCUCUUGUUGCCGGUAUUUUUCUAUGUUUUUUAAUCGCUGUAGCUUGUCUUUCUCAACUUUGGUUAAGAAAGGUGAUGUCUAGUUAACACAUUUUAUUUAUUUUGCGAACUAAAGUGGCUGUCACAGGACAUAGUGACCCGAAUUUUGCUACAUUGUAUUGGGAACUCAUUUAAUCAUUUUUCUGGCAUUUGAUGUUAUAAAAUUUACCACACUCAGAUUGGAUAUUGGCA